Molecule: messenger RNA, 3782 nt
Organism: Phytophthora nicotianae INRA-310
Lineage: Eukaryota; Oomycota; Peronosporomycetes; Peronosporales; Peronosporaceae
Exons: 2
Coding region: 1586-3679 (697 amino acids)
Biological process (GO): proton transmembrane transport; potassium ion transmembrane transport
Cellular component (GO): membrane
Molecular function (GO): potassium:proton antiporter activity
Source: RefSeq, a predicted model, not a curated record
GUCUCAACGUAUAAUGAAAAAAUGUGAUCCUACUGAUCCCCAUAUCGCAGGCUGCGAUUCGCAGCUACUGUAAUGACUGUUUCGCCGUCGGCGUCGCGGAGAGCUGGCGUAAAAAUAUGUAAAGCAUGGCCCACUUGACACUUCUGACACUACUCCUUGUGGCUGUCAGAGAUUGGUACAGCCGAAGAGAGCCAGGGAAUGAGCAUCGGUACACGGCUUUGGUAGAGCUUGUACAAUGGGUAUUUGGACGCUGUGACGUACUCCGUGAAAGGCGCCGAUCCCUGAAACAGCAGCGUCAGCAAGAUCGUGCCCAAACUCGAUGAAUUGAACGUCUGCUUCGAAACAGCAACACUAAAGAUGUAGAAAGCCCACCAGAGUGACAUUUCGCCGAAGAAAUUCGGGUGCCGACUGUAGCGGAAGAGCCCACUACGGUUAAAACCGGCCUUGUAGUCUCCAGUGAGCGGCUUCUUCAGUGCGAUCAACUUGUAUUUCAUGCUGUAGAAAUUCCACUGCUGUUGGUCAGCUACGGUCUCAAGCACUAGGAACAAGAGGAACAACACCGUCGCGACUACAUCCACCUCGUUCAACUCCUCGUGGCGAUGGAAAUACACCACGUAGGAAGGUACAGUCAGCAGCAAGAGUAGCAGGUGUUGAUAGCCAGCGAUGAACGUGAGAUUCAGCACUUCGAACAGCGUCCAGUGCAUGUAUUGCCGUACGACAGCCCAUCGAUAGUCCUCCUCGCUGAGUUUGUAACCUCCUUUGCGCCAGAAGUUAAAUGUGAGUCUGCAGCCCCAUAGCGUCGUCAACACUGCCAUCAAUAGUAAUCGCUGGUCCCACACACCGUCAUCCCUCAAGUAUGCGUGAAAGGCAAAGUGCCAAGCAAACAUCGGCGGAGUGAUAGACCACAGACGGUCAGUGAACGAGUAGUUGCGCGUUACGACACUUGCCAGCCACGUGAGGGCGAUCAGGACUAGCAAAAGCUGCAGAGCCACAGCCAAUGCGUUCGACGCCGCAUACGGAAGGAGAUUUGGCUGCAGUGCUUCUGUCCAAGCUUCUUGUGCAUGCAGCAGCGCAUCGUGCCACGUAGUGAACGGAUAGGAAGACGCCAUUGUCCCGGAGGAGAAUGAGGAAUAGAAACGGCCGGCAGCUCAAACUCCAUAAACGGUACGCAGUGAAUCCUUGCAUACCCGACCUCAAUCGGGUCUGUGAGGUCGACGACGGCAGCACAUACAAUCGGCCUCAAUGGGGGGGAGGGGGGCAUCUGCUUGCCUUUGGGAAUGGUUGGCUCCUAAACUUUAGGCUAAAGUGUAUCUGGAGGUCCGUCGGGUGGACAUCAAGAUAUAGAUCUUAUUGUCUCAAAUCCAGCGCACGGCUCACAAUACGAAGGCGUGCGAGUGUGCUGGCGCUGCAGGUCGAGCAGGAAGUCGAUCAUGGCACAUUUCGGCAUCAAACUGCCCCUGACUUGAACAAAAUAUGUCCAAAAUGGGCUCAAAGGUCCUUAACAUUUAUACACUUACCUAUAAAAUGAUCCCACCUUUACAGGUGUACCCAUUCUACAGUCGCAAAAACGUCAACCGCCAUCUCCAUGUUGCGCACUCGAUGUGGCACGUUGGCGUCCAUAUCUCUGCUGCUGUUGGUGCUCACGCUCUUUCCAUACCAGCACGUUGUAGCCCAGAUUGACGUCUUGUCAGAUCACGAAAGCCCCGCCCUCCCAGCGUCUGUAGCGCCUACAACCCCACGGGACGCGACCUCCAAAUCUUCGUCUAGUAAUAGCGAGCAGAAAUCCGCGCCUUCUGCUGCCCCAAUUGCACAUUCGAGCUUGGAUUCCAGUACCCAUGGGUCUCUAGAUGCUGUGGACGCAGUGGUGACAGCCACCGAUGUGUCCAUCGACCAAGUAGAGGAACAUCUUCACAUUGUACAACAACUGGAACUCUCGGUGGGGAAAAGUCUGCAGGGAAUGGACGCAGGCGACCAGUUCACCAGAUAUACGCAAGCCCAGCUACGUGAAAGGCAAAAUUUAAGAGAAGAGCUGCAAUUAGUGCAGAGAAACCUCAAGAGACUCGCUCUGGGACUCAACGGGACACUAUUGGAGCUCGAACAUGUCGAGCAGGAGGAGGAAUUGCAGUCCAAGAAGCUGAAAGAGGUGCUUGCUCAUCAGGAAGAGGAGGAACGUGAACAGAAACUCGAGAAGAACGGCAUUAAAGAAGUAGAUUAUGAAACGGGACACUUAAAGAACACAACGGGGCUGAAUGCUGAGCAGUUGAAGAAGCUGGAAGAGGUGGAGAAGAAGGCGGAUCCAGCAGUGUUACACUACGAUAUGGAGUUGUUAGCGCAAGUGGCUGUAUUGCUCGGAGUGUCGGCUAUUGGAGGGAUUAUCGCUACGUACUUUAACAUUCCUCCGCAUGCAGGGUAUGUUCUGGGUGGAGCGCUAGUGGGGCCGUCGUGUUUGGGCGUUGUAAGACUGUACAAGGAAGUGGAGACGAUCUCGCUAUUUGGUUCGGUAUUCCUGCUAUUUGGACAUGGCGCUGCAUACUCGCCACAGCAACCCGAGGACAUCUUCAGGAAGUAUUUUGUCGGUGGUGUGGCGUAUAUCAUGUCUACUGUACUGCUGGUUGCCGGUGUGGCAGUCUAUAUUGGAUGGACGCAUUCGUUCAUUGAGGGGCUGAGUAUUGGCUUGGGCGUGUGCUUUUCAACGACUGCGCCGCUUUACGAACACAUCAGGGAAAAUAGGAUCCAGGACUCUUCUUUCGGCCGGACGGUCACGUCGAUUAUCGCGAUCCAAGAUGUGUUGAUGAGCUUCGCGUUAGGCACACCCGAGUGGUUUUCCGUACGCUCGGUUGGAUGGAUUGGUGUCGCCAUGGUGCGAACAGUUGUGGCUUACGCUGUUGUAGUCAGCAUGACGGUAUGUCUGCACCAAUACGUUGUGCCGAAGCUGUUACGUUUUCUGACCGCCAUGGAGGAGGUGCACAACGCUCCUUUGGUACUACUAGGAGUGGUGUCUGUAUGCUUAUUUAUGGCGCUCUUCUCGGAGAUGAUUGGGCUUUCGCUCGAGUGUGGAGCCUUUCUAGCUGGACUUGCUUUCGUGCACGUUUCUGGCAAUGCCAAGGCGGCAUUCAUGUCGAUUCGAGUGAUGGAAAACUUGUUUGGAAGUAUGUUUUUCGCUUGUGUCGGGAUGAUUCUACAUCCAAUGUUCCUGAUCCGGAACGCAGGCGAGAUUUUAUCCAUGGUUCUGCUGAUUGUGGGGAUCAAGACGGUAUCAAUGACAGGUGUCAUGACUUUCUUCCGUAUCAGUCCUCGUAAGGCACUCAUGGCUGCUGUCGGUCUCUGUCAGAUUGGCGAACUUGCGCUCAUUUUCAUGAUCAAAGCGCACGCAUCGAAGCUUGUCUCGCGCCGAACUUACCUGCUGUUUGUGGCUGCGAUAUCUGUCUUCCUCGCUUGUUCGUCGGUCUUUAACCGCAGAAUCGUACUCGCGCGUCGAAAAUCGAUUUACCGGUUACCUUCGACACGAGGCAAGCCCAUGGAACGCCAUCGAAACUCAAGUGACGUCCUCGAUCUCCACAUUGACUCAAGACAACGUGCAGGCUCCAGUAGCGCCUAUAUGGACUCAGGCGGAGAGGAAGAUUCGUUCUCUCCGACCUCAAGGGUAAGGCAUCAGGCUUCGAAAACUUUCGGACAUUGAGGAAAAAUACAAAGCAAUAUUCAAACAGAUUUCACAAUUGUAAAUCUAUCAAAGACUUUUCGUGAGAAUUAAGCUUUUUCAUUAGAUUGUCGGAAUUUGUACG